CGAGCUGAUCAAGGACCCUUCCGAGCCGCUGACGGGAUGGAGGAGAAUCACGAUCAGCUCAAGGCACUCCACACAUUGGGCUCCAUCUGCAAUGAAAUCCGGAGGGAUGCCUACUAGGUGUACUUUUCCCGCAGUCAGUUCCGUUUCCAGUUUUGGCAUGAGCCUCACAGGAGAGGACAAGACCCCGAGACCAUGUUCCAGAUCCGCCGCCAACAUUUUCACCAGCAUCAACUUCUGCUCCCAGCAUCAAGUCAAGCUGGACACCACGACACCACCCCCCACAGACGUGGACUUCUUUUCCUUCCGUCAAUCCAGUCCAAGCCUCUCUCAUCUGGAACGUCCCGACUCUCCGACAUCGUCAUACUACUCGGCUGCUUUCGGCUACGACGACUCUGAUCUCGACGAGUUGACUCAACAUCUUUUCAAUCUUGACAUCGACUCAAUACCCCCAUCACAACAGUCCCCAACCAGUCCGAUGAGGUCGACCCUCAUUCCGGACCUGAGUCUGAAUCUGACGACUGUUCUUCCUAUAUCCUUUCCUCUCCGAAGCACUCCCAUACCAAGCGCGACUUCGUGGAAAAGCUGCUGGAUGCAUCAACACCUCGCACCGUACCCUACAGUCCUCCUGACUCCGAAGGACCCGGUUUCGAACACUUGCCUCAUUUCUUGUCCGAUUGCUGUUUGUCGCCAUCGAACUGGGAUUCUGAGGAUGACGGAGCCUAGAGCCCUCCUGACUCCGAAGGUCCAUGUUUCGAAACCAUGUCAUGUCGGUUCUCUCGGACUUCUACCCAUCAGAUGACGAGAUCGACUGGUUGUCAGACGCGAUCAUCAAGAGCUUGAGUCUCACC
Messenger RNA from Neurospora tetraspora, 848 nucleotides. RefSeq lists its product as uncharacterized. The coding region runs from base 92 to 799 and encodes 235 amino acids. NCBI's taxonomy places the organism in Eukaryota, Fungi, Ascomycota, Sordariomycetes, Sordariales, Sordariaceae. The transcript has a single exon. The record is from RefSeq and is a predicted model, not a curated record.